This is a messenger RNA of Epithele typhae, 2094 nucleotides long. RefSeq lists its product as uncharacterized. The record is from RefSeq and is a predicted model, not a curated record. Gene Ontology annotation, biological process: regulation of DNA-templated transcription. NCBI's taxonomy places the organism in Eukaryota, Fungi, Basidiomycota, Agaricomycetes, Polyporales, Epitheliaceae. Bases 1 to 2094 code for a protein of 697 amino acids. The transcript has 5 exons.
AUGACUUCUCCCGCAAGCCAUAUCCCCGGGCCUGCAAGGUCGACCCCUGGAUCCUCCUGCAGCCGGAGUAUGGCUUCCCAGAUCACAAGCUCAACUACGACCGCCGACUAUGUGGAAGACUCUGAGCCGGAGAGGGAGUCGCGCCGACUUUAUGGUAAAUCUCGUCGUUCCAAAACACGCCCCAAGCAAAGACCACCGUCUCCCCCGGCAGUAGAGGUCAUCGAACUCACCGACAGUGACUCCCCUGGUGUCUCGGUGAACAUUGCAUCCGCCAGCGUGCACCACGUACGGCAGCCGGUCGUCAUAAUUGAUGUGUCUGGUAUGUUCUGUUUCUUCUCGAAGCAGCAGCUGUCCAUUGAAGUGAACGCCACUUCAGAUGCUAGUAAAACACCGCAAGAGGAAGCGCCAUCAGAUGUCCAAGUUGUAGUGCAUCAACAACCUGCACAGUCGAACGAGCUGUACGACGACGUCGACCAAGACUUCACGGAGGACGAUAGCAUGCCCUCACUCAGAGAGAUAUUGGGGUUACGUCGCCCACCUACCGCAGCCUCAGCUCCUUCUGAGCAUCCAUCACCACAGCAAUGUGAGGAGGUCCAGUUGCAGGCGUCUUCCCCCGGUCAACUUGCUCUGUCCCCCACGGACGAACGAAUGGAAUCCGUGGCCGAGAGCGAGGAAGAAGAAAGCACCCAUCGCCUCAAACGGGGUCUCUCGGCAUUUGCAGCCCCGGGCAUCGUUUCUCGUGCUGUCUCUACGGCAGCUUCAUCUGUCGAACGUGUCUCUGAACCUCCGGAAGCUCUACCUAAAAUCGCAAUCAAGCGCUCCGCACCUACUCAUCGUUUCACGGAAGACUUUUCCGAGAAGGAACUUUCGCAAGUGCUCACCUGUGUAUCAUGUGAACUCAAGUGGACGGCCCGAAAGAGUGUGGCACAGAAGAUGAAGCAUAUUCAGACUUGCGCCAAAAAACACGGGCUGACGGACGACACUGUGCGGACACUUCUACGGAAGGAGGUCAGCAGCCAUCCCCCUGCGACUGUUGCGUCAUCUUCGAAGCGCACUUCUCGUGAGCCUGCUCAAGACCCGGCACCCACAACGCUGUUAGAAGAAGCAGUCAAGGACGCCAAGAAGAAGAGGCAAGGAAAGAGAGCUCAAGUAGUGCAGACGAUCGAGAGCGUGACGGACACGCGAGACAAGAUCCUGGACAAAGCCCGUCUCCUUCUGAAGGACACCCAUAAUAUUCCCUCAACGUCGACUCGCAACACGACGUCGACUUGGACCCAUAUGGACAUGGAGCUACCUCCACUGACGCAGAUGUUUAGCAGAAGCACCGUAACGAGUCGCACGUCUGCGCCUGUGCAGCCUGCCGACACAACAUUGCAUUUCGGGCGCAGCAAGUUAGGCGGCGAUGUUGCGCGGGUUUCGACCGGUAUCGUCCACGCGGGUGCCAUGAUUGCUGGCCAGUCUGACGUUACGCCCGCAACGCAAGUCACAAGGGACGACAUGCGUGCAGCCAAAUCAAUUGGAGAAGAGCCAGAUACUGGGCCUCCUGCUACCCAAGUUUCGCCCCAUGCAGAUGACCCACCAGACGACCUCAUCUCGCUCCACGACACGUCCUCCGAGCACGCGCCGCCCUCACCGCCUCUCAGACCUCUCAAGCGAAAAACGUCGCCGGACUACUGCGAGUCCGACGGCGCGCGCCCUGCGCUCCCCGUCUCCGCUCGAUCCGCGUUCGUCGAGGAGCCGGAAGGAGGGGUCUACGACUUCGACGGUUGGGACGACGACGAAUGGGAUCAGGGGUUCGACGACGACUGCGGCGCGCACUUGCGCUACGAUCCUGAGGACGGCACGGCGGGACCGUCGCGAGCGACGUCACUGACUGCGCUUCAAGAGCUUGAGAGGGUAGCACGCAAGGGCAAGGGGAACGCUUUCUCUCCCGAAGCCCUGAAUGCGGCCGCCCCGAAAAAGAAGCCCCGAGGUCGACCCAGGAAAGUAGCGAACAUUGUUGAGGUCGAGGUCGGAGCCGCCGAGUCGAUCGCCACGGACAAGGGAAAGGGAAAGACUAAAGCCUCUCGCAAGGGGAGCUGGACACCCAGAUGA